AUUGUGUACCAUGUAAACAUUGUGUACCAUACUCCCGCAGUAUCCUAAAUACCUAUCAAUAUCAAUAUGCUGUAUUUUACAGGAUGUUGACUCCGUGCUGAAUAUCAUUCUGACUUUGGCCUACUAUUUCUACAAUCUGAUGCCUCUGUCCCGAGGAUCAAGUGCUGUUGCCUAUUCUGUGGCUUUGGGAGUGAUCAUGUCUAUUGGAAGGCAAGUCACAGGCAAAAUGCCUAAUGGCAAGUUACUGGAGAUGGAAGCCAUGCUGUCUGGGGCACCAGAUGUUUUUAUACUCAUGUCUAAACAAUGGAUGAAUAUUAAACGGUUGAAUAUUCCAACGUCCUUGUUGCCAAAGGUAUACGAGGCCUUCCCCACCACAAGGAAUGUGAUCGAGGUUUUAAAUGUUAACACAGAUUUCUGCCAGUAGUCGUAUAUAUACCAACCAAAAUAACACUACCAUUCCUUAACUGAAUUGCAGCACCUUUUGUUAAUACUGAAAACUGUUAUUUGUUGAUUUUGCAGUGAAUGAUUAAUUUGUUAAUUGAUGUGCAUUAAUUGGUUUUUUUUUUUUUUUAUUAUUAUUGUGUGUUUCUUUAAUUUGUCCAUGAUUUAUAUAUGAAAUGUUUACUUAGUAUUGGAAAUAGCAGUGGGGUGAAGAGUUUCUAAGAAAGAAAUUUGAAUAGUCCUGUAUAUAAUGGUAGUCACCAAACAACAGAAACCUGUAUUAUUUUACACCAUAAAACUUCUUAAUUUCCUCUUAAAAAAUAAAGAUAUAACAUAUAUAUGUAUGAAUAAUCAAAACUAUGUAUAAAUAUUUUUUCAUACAGAAAGUAUGUAGACUUGUUGACACUUGCCCCUGGAAUCUGAGAUUGAUUGUAUGUUAAAUUGUUUACAUAUGUGUAGAUCAAUACAAAAACAAAAGGGGACUAAAGGAAAACACAAUAAAAAACACCCCUUAUAUUAUAUGAUCUCUUUAUUUGUUUGUUAAAAUAUGAAGGUUCAAAUGCUAGUAAAUAUCAUCUUUAAAGUUUGUAACUACUAAUGCAAAAACAGAAUUCAUUUUUGUUGGCAUUAUAAUCUAAUAUUAUCUCACCAUUAUAUAGAAAUGAGCCAGUUUACACAGUGGUUUAUGGCCAAGGUAGUGUACUAGGUGAUGAUUUCAGGGUCGAAAGUAUGCUGUUAACUGUGGAGCACCAAUUAACUCUGGACUUUUUAAUUCGUUUUAUUUUGUAAUAUUUGAUAUAAAUUAUUUGAUAUUUCAAAGUAACCUCUCUUAAGUGUGUAAGAAAUAGAGCAAAACAGAGUCUGUAUCAUAACUAUUAAUUUUACUGAUAUUUUAAUGAACCAAGGGACUUCAAUUUAGGAAAAUUAAUGAUCAACAUUUCCCAAUAAUUUCAUACUUAAUUCAGUAAUUAUUUCUGUAUAUUUGCAAGGAUCAGCAAUGAUGCUGGCAAGAAAAGCAGUUUUAAUUAAAAUAUUUUUAAAGCAUUGGAAUUGAAAUUUACUAUUACCAAAUAUGUACUAGUUAUAUGGGAGAUUAAAUCGAAAUUAAAGUAGUAGAUUGCCAAGAUAAAACGUUUUAUAGGGUGUUGUAGUCAACAUUGAUCUAAAUUUACCCGGAGAUAUCAAUGCAGAAAGAAAAUGUGCAAGAUCCCCAGAUAAAUUGAAUGAAGGAGUGUCCGAGACAUUAACGGUUUGUGCUAAGAGAAAUGUCUGUGGGAGAGUUUGGUGAAUUCCCCAGACAGGUUUGUUCCAUACUGAUAGCACCAGAUGACAUUGACACUUAAUUAAAUAAAAAAAAAAAAAAAAAUUUAAUAGAUUUAAAAGCAUUAAAGGGGCAUUCCUUUGUUCGCACAUCAGAAACAUAGAAAAUUUCUAUUGAUGAAAUCUGUGUCCAAACAAUUAUAUUAUGAGUGUUUGUGCCUACAUGUAAUGAAAUGUACAGGAAACAGGCUUAUCAUAUACAAAUACUGUAUGUCUUUGUGGUAAUUUGUGAUACUCUGGGUCAAAUUAAGAAUUUUCAGAACUUAAUACUCAAAGAACUUCAGUUUAUUUUGAGAGUAAAACUGCCUUAUUAAUGUAAAGAUUACAACUUUUGCUCCUUGGAAAAAAUACAUAUUUUCCAGUAAGUUUGAUUUUGAUGACCUAAACUUUAUUAAAACGAAGGAAUGCCCAGUUAAUUGUCUUAGGAUUAGAAGAUACCUGGAAUUCAGUUUAAAUUUUAGUGUUAUUAGCUCACCUGGUCCAAACAAUCAAGGUGAACUUAUGCCAUACUGUUGCAUCUGUCGUCUUCUUAACCACAGAUUUGAAAGUAACUGAAUUUGACUAUCAUUAUGUGUUGGGGAUUAAAAACUUCAAAGGACAGGGCUGAUCCCCAGGGGGCUGAGGGUUGGGGCCAAAAAAUGACUUCUCUUUAGAGCAAUGCCCUGUAUAUCACUCAUAUUUACUGGGAGCAUCUCUGGGUGAUGGGAAUUCAACAUUGUACAAAUGGUAGGGCUAACCCCUAACAGCCUGUGGGGCAGGGCCAAAUAUAACAGCCUUUAAAACCCUUUUUCAGGCUUAACGGCUUAAGGAUUUUGUCAAAAUUUUAUCUGAAGCAUAUUUUUGGGGAAGAGAAUGCAUUUCGGAUUAAAGGUGUUUCCGGCACCUUUGGAGAAUGAAGAUGGCCCAAGAGCAGCCAAUUCUUAUCAAAAAUCAUUCUUUUGAUGUGGUAAUGACAGGAUUUUGUCUAAAUUUGGUCUGAAUCAUCCUUGGGUGAAGGAGAUUUAAUUUCCCUAAUGAACCACGGAUCUGGUUUCCCAUGGGUUGGAGAGACUGGGCCUUAAAGAGAUAUUAGAGGUAAACCAUUUAAAGUACAUUGUACCUAUUUUGAAUGGCCUAUUGUACUUAUUUUGAAUGGCCUGAUGGAAUUUUUAUCAAACUGGUCUGGAGGAUUUUUGCAUGUAGAAGAUUCAAUGUUGUAUAAAAGGAGGGACAGGCACCCAAGGAUUUGGAGGCCCUAUAGUGGAAAAGAGGAAUUUCUUUGAAAGGGAUAAAGGGAUUUUUAAACAAAUUUGGUCUAAAGCAUACUUUAUGUAAUAUCAAUAGAGAAUACUUUAACUUAAAAGUCUAUUCCCUACAGAGGCAGAGGAGCCAAGCCCAAUAAAGGAUGUCAAAAUUGGUUAUUAGUAAUGACUGCCUUUCAACAUAAUUUGCUUUAAAUCUUGAUUGGAAAAUGCAGAAAGCCAAAUGUUAGCUAAAUAGAAAUGUGUUAACUUUAAUGAAUGGUAAUGAGUUGGGACAGACUCAAAACUGGGAAUAGUAUUUGAAACAUAACUUAAAUGAGUGAUUUGCGGUAAUCACUGAAAUAUCCAAUGAACGAUAUCCAGUGAACGAUACAGGCCCUAUGGACAUUUUGAUUUGAAUAUCAGCAUUACAGUAUUUGUUUUUGUUUACAUAAUGAGCUGUGAAUUUGUAUUUAAACCUAGAAACCAGGGACUUCAUGUUACACUUUGAGCUCAGUUAUAUUAUGAUUUCGUGUAUUUUGUGUUUAAGAAUUAUUUUGCUUGAUGACCUCUAGAUUGGAUAUUGACCUUGAAGUGCCAAUACUUAACCUAUGCACGAUUUGUUCUUGUAGUGAUAGCAAGACAUUGUUUUAUACGAAAACAAAUUUUAUAUGAAUAGUCAAAUACUGAUUUCAACGAUUAAAAACUACCUCCGUAUAAUAAUGAC
Pecten maximus is the source of this 3708-nucleotide messenger RNA. Its product is annotated as tetratricopeptide repeat protein 13-like. Lineage: Eukaryota; Metazoa; Mollusca; Bivalvia; Pectinida; Pectinidae. The transcript has 4 exons. Bases 140 to 424 code for a protein of 94 amino acids. The record is from RefSeq and is a predicted model, not a curated record.